Messenger RNA from Clonostachys rhizophaga, 264 nucleotides. Lineage: Eukaryota; Fungi; Ascomycota; Sordariomycetes; Hypocreales; Bionectriaceae. The record is from the annotation of a GenBank genome assembly.
AUGGAUAUGUUAACGCAAGCCGAGCAGCGCACCCUGGAGCAGCGCAUGCAAAAGCGCCAGGUCAAGGAGUUCAUGGGUGCCUUCGGCAACCUCGUCGAGCACUGCUUCGACUCCUGCGUGGACGACUUCUCAUCCAAGGCCCUCUCCUCGCGCGAGACCGGCUGCAUCAACCGCUGCGUCAGCAAGUGGCUCGUCGCCCAGCGACGCGUGAGCGACCGCUUCCAGGAGCACAACCAGCAGCUCGCCCAGCAAAUGAACAAAUAA